GGAAAAAUGGCGGAUUCCCUUGAAAAUGAAUCUGUAGCUGCGCUUUUGAGCAUGAAAAGUCAAGCCAGGCAUAUACCUACGACUCCAUCACCUGUACCUGCACGGAGAGACUGUUCACCCAGAAUACGAAAAAGAAACAGGUUGAUAUAUAAUGAUCAUGAGGACACAUCGUACACGUUGUCCAGAUCAUCACCUAGGAAAACAGUCCGUGUUGCUUCUCCUACGCCUACUGCAGUUGUACAGCCUUUGCCGGAUAAACGCGUAGCGCAAAAAGUCGGUCUUAAACUUCGCAAUCUUCUAAAGUUACCCAAAGCGCACAGAUUUUUAUGUUGCGAAUGGUUUUAUUCGAAUAUUGACCAGCCACUUUUCCUUCGUGACAGUGAUUUCUGUAGUUGUUUAGAAGAAAAUUUUCCUAACCUAAAAACUAGAAAGCUUACGCGAAUUGAGUGGUGUAAAAUAAGGCGCUUGAUGGGAAAGCCUCGAAGAUGUUCACCAGAAUUUUUUGCUGAGGAAAGAAGCUCAUUGGAAAUGAAGCGGAGUAAAAUCCGACAACUGCAGUUGAGAAAAAAUGUUGAUUUAGAACAUUUUAAAGAUCUUCCUAAUGAAAUACCUUUACCACUUGUAAUUGGAACAAAAGCAACUGCACGUGUUCGUAGUCCACAAGAUGGGCUCUUUUAUGGCUCUAUUGAUGCUGUUGAUACAUCUAACUCAACGUAUCGUAUAACAUUCGAUCGACCUGGUUUAGGUACUUUUUCUAUUCCAGAUUAUGAAGUUCUCAGCAACGACCCUCCUGAAAUGAUGCCGAUAUCAGCAUUUGCUCAAAAGUAUCGACCAAGAAGUAUUUAUUUUACACCUCCACGUUUUGUCCCUAUUUCUCCUUGGCCUCAAUUAGAUAAUGAUCCUCUUCUUGGAGAAGCAACGUCUAAACCUGAACUUUCAUUUGUUGAAGAUGGCAUGUUAGGUGGUUUCCCAAAGAAAUUUCUUGCCCUUUUAGUUCGACUUACAAAAAUUCUUGCAGUAAAGAAAAAAAAUUUAACUUUGUUGAAAGACAUGCAUACAACUGCAGAACGAAAUCUUUCACAGGGGCAACCAAUGACAUUAGAAUUUCAAAAAGCAUAUGCGACUUUGGUUUUAAAAUUUGAACAGCUGGACAAAGACUUGUGUGAAUAUCUAAACAAAGUUCAAACUUAUUGUCAAGAAAUAGCCCCAGAACAAGGACUUCAACCUGUUCUGCAGCCAAGUACCAUAAAAGAACAGUGUUUAAAAGAAGCUCUAGAUUAUAUAGAACAAAAAAAUGGACAAGAGGAUUUUCCAGUUGUUAAAAACCGAAAUAUUGUGAUGCUGAUAGCUCAGCUGUCAUCUCUUAUGUCACAGUUAAAACAUUUAUCCACCAGUGAAUAUAAUUCAUUUGAAUUUAAAUCUCUUUCUGAUACACUGGUAGAAAUUCAAUCUAAGCUUCAUAAGCAAAAUAUUUCAAUAUUUAAGAAUGAUGUUGAAAUUCAUAUCAAUCAUAUUCGUGAUGGUAUUAGUCAGAUGGGUAGUUUACAUCCUUUUUCUACACAGAACAUGUAAAAUAUGUUGAUAAAUUAUUUAUUAUAUGGGUUGUUUUAAACAUUGAUAUUCUUCCAGUUGCAUAUUUUUUUAUGGACAAGUGUUUGUUUUUAUUGUAUUAUAUAAGAGUAUGCAUCAUCUUAUUGCAUAAUUAUUUAGUUACUUUAUUUUGUAUUUUCUAUCAAAAUUAUAAAGUAUUUAUUUGAAACUUUAAUUGAUAAUUAUUUUAUUGUAUAUAAAAUUAGUGACUGUCUUACAGGUUUGUAGCUGAAAUUAUUUUGUGAGGCAGUAGGUAACUUUACUUUUUCAUUUAUUAAAAUUUAGAAUUUUUGUCAUAAAUAAUUUAUUUUCUAUAACUUUGUAGUUUUUUAAGAUACUAUAUUCAGAUAUGAAUAAUUCAUAAUGAUUGAAUGACUGCAAUAAUACUAAGAAAAAUAAAAUCAUAUAUGAUAGAUUUAACGUUCAGUGUUUCUUAGAUUUAAAAAUUUUCAUCGAAGGACUUUUCAUAAGCGGUCUUAAAGUCAUUGAGAUUUCUGUUUUUAAAUUCUACCAAAUAGAAUUCAAAAUCUUUUUUAUAAUAGUAGUUGCUAAAAUUUGAUUGUUUAUUUUAUUUUGGAUUUGGUCUUCAGAACUGAUGUCUGAUACUUCAGUUCUUAAAGCAGGUAUUUGGUUAAUUUAAUAAGUUGAAAACUCCAUCAGAUAGAUAUAAGUACAAGGUGAUAUGAAUGUUAAAAAGCAGUUAAAAACUUUUAUUUCAGGGAAUUUCUAACAUAAAUAACACAGGUUUUUAUAUAACAAUAUUUCAUAUAAUUGACAGAAUUGCCACAUAAGGGCAUUAGAUAUGUAUAUUUUUUAAGGUUUUUCUGUAAAAGUUUUGUUUAAUCAAACAAUAUUGUAUCAUAGAAUCCUCAGUAUAUUGCUCAACUUUUGUGCUUUCACUGUCACAUGUCUACACUAUUAGGUUAUUUUAACUUACUAGGAAGCACUGUUCUUCCAAACUUAGAAGCAUUUGAUUUUGUGACAAUAAUGAAGAAUGGAGUAUCAUUUUGUAUUGCAAUUCUAACUUUCAACUGUUGGAGAGAAUUAAAUAAUUAAUCCGGCUAAUCUUUGGAAUAUGGUAACAGGUAGUUUGGCGACAUUUUGGUAAGGCGAUAAAGGUUACGGUACUCUAGGACUUAGCAGUGUACAUGGAUAAAGUCAAGA
Molecule: messenger RNA, 2754 nt
Organism: Stegodyphus dumicola
Lineage: Eukaryota; Metazoa; Arthropoda; Arachnida; Araneae; Eresidae
Product: protein lin-9 homolog
Biological process (GO): reproductive process; regulation of transcription by RNA polymerase II; DNA-templated transcription
Cellular component (GO): transcription repressor complex; nucleoplasm
Molecular function (GO): DNA binding
Source: RefSeq, a predicted model, not a curated record